AUGUCCUCCGACGACCUAACCAUCGCCCGCAUCGACGUCUUCCACCUCGACCUCCCCUACUCGGGCGGCCUCUACCGCCUCUCCAACAACCGCCACUACACAACCUUCGACGCCACCCUCGUCCGCAUCACCACGCACAACGGCCUCGAAGGCUGGGGCGAAAGCACCCCCUUCGGCUCCACCUACAUCGCCUCCCACGCCCUCGGCGUCCGCGCCGGCAUCGCCGAGAUCGCGCCCAAGCUCCUCGGCCUCGACCCGCGCCGCGUCGACCGCGUCAACGACGCCAUGGACGCCGCGCUCGCCGGCCACGAGCACGCGAAGACCGCGCUUGACAUUGCGUGCUGGGACGUCUUUGGCAAGGCGGUCGGCAUGCCUGUCUGCGAGCUGCUUGGCGGUCGCACGGGGGACGCGAUGCCGAUCAUCACGUCGAUAGGCGUGGAUGAGCCGGAGGCGAUGCGCGGCCGUGUGGCGGAGUACAGGGCGAAGGGAGCGAAAGGCCACUCGAUUAAGAUUGCGGGUGAUGAGCCUGCGGCCGACGCGGCGCGCAUUGCGGCGGCGCUCGCGGACAAGCGGCCGGGCGAGUUCUUUCUUGUUGACGCGAACGGCGGACUGACUGUUGAAUUUGCACUUCGCAUGCUUAAGCUGCUGCCGCGUGGAUUGGAUUUUGUCUUGGAGAGUCCCUGCGCGACGUGGCGGGAGAAUGUCUCGCUCAGGCGCAGGACCGACGUACCCAUCAUCUUCGACGAGCUCGCGACGGACGACGCGUCCAUCGUGCAGCUUGUUGCUGAGGAUGGAGCGGAUGGUAUUGGGCUCAAGAUUUCCAAAGCGGGCGGUCUCACGAGGAGCCGUCGCCAGCGGGACAUUUGCAUUGCUGCGGGCUAUACCAUCAGUGUACAGGACACGGUUGGGUCGGACAUUGCAUUUGCGGCAAUUGUGCAUUUGGGUCAGACUGUGCCGAAGCGCUACCUGCGGUGCGUUUUGGAGUGCCGGGACAUGGUUACGCUCAAGACGGCGGAUGGAGACUUUCCCGUCCGUGACGGCCAUGUAGUGGCGCCGAGUGCUCCGGGGCUCGGGAUCGCGCCUCGCAUGGAUGUGCUGGGGGAGCCUGUGGCUAGCUACUUUUAG
Messenger RNA from Lasiodiplodia theobromae, 1125 nucleotides. Its product is annotated as Muconate-lactonizing protein. The transcript has a single exon. The record is from RefSeq and is a predicted model, not a curated record. Bases 1 to 1125 code for a protein of 374 amino acids. NCBI's taxonomy places the organism in Eukaryota, Fungi, Ascomycota, Dothideomycetes, Botryosphaeriales, Botryosphaeriaceae.